AUGAAACCGACACAAUUCAUGCCCUCGGUGGCUGCCCUCAUCGCCUUGGUCAGUCCUGUCCUGGGAGCGUCCGCUUCCAUCACGUCCGUCAUCCCAAACCAGGCGCACCAGUGCAUCCGUUUGUGCGCCUGGUACAACUACCAGGGCAACCUGCCCUUGGCGCUGGGCUGUGGCGACCCGUACGAAAACGACUGCUACUGCCCGACAGCCACCGAGUCCGUCAGCAAGGCCAGCGUGGCCAUUGAAAAGUGUGUCUCGUCGCGCUGCGCCGCCGGCGACCUGACACGCGACCUUACCUCCCUGCGAAGCAUCUACGCGGGGUACUGCAAGGACGCGGGAUACACGCAAGACGCCGGCGUCCUGGGCUACACAGUGGCGGCGUCGACGUCGAGUAGCAGCAGCGAAGCCGCGUCUCCCUCCAGCGCCGCCACUACCGGGCAAAAGACGGACAGCCAGCCGUCCAAGACCGGCGGGCAGGACGUGUCCACGACGACGCAAAAGACGACCGUGACGCAGACAAGGGCGAGUGGCGCCGACGGUACGGGCUCCCAAGUCGUCGUACAGGAGACGGAGACGGUGUUUGUCGAUGCGCCUGGUAGCGGCUCGAAACCUUCUGCGGCCGUCAAGAUUGGUGUCGGGGUUGCAGUCCCCAUUGUGGUACUACUCAUCUUGGCCGGGGCCGGGCUGUUGCUCUGGCGCAAACGACAAGCAGCCGGCCGCAAGGGGGCGGACGGUGCUGCUAUGGAGGAGCGCGGUGGUGGUCAGCCGGACAACGGGGCGAUGGCGAAGGACUGGCCAGUGGGCAUUGUUCGUGAGCAGCCGCCGACACGAGCCGAGUUGGCGGUAAAAGGGGGCGCGGUUGUACAGGGCGCUCACGAGGUGAAUGGAAGCCAGCGGUCUGAAUCAUACGGAUCGCAUGGCGCUCACGAGGCGAAUGCAAACCAGCGAUCUGAGUCGUUUGGGUCACACGGGGUUCACGAAGUCAAUGGAAGCCAGCAGUCCUAUUCACCUGUGGCCCACGAAGUGAGUGGAAGCCAAAGGGCGGGCUUGUACGAGGUAGAUGCUGGCUCGGGAACAAGAUUGUAUGAAGCACCUGGGCAGCCCGGCAGGUUGGCGGCUGAGCUUCCCGGUAGUCACGGACAACCGAGGCCGGUUGGAGAUGGCCUUCUUCGCUGA
This is a messenger RNA of Cordyceps militaris CM01, 1176 nucleotides long. RefSeq names its product Transmembrane protein SKG6. The transcript is spliced from 2 exons. The record is from RefSeq and is a predicted model, not a curated record. The coding region runs from base 1 to 1176 and encodes 391 amino acids. Lineage: Eukaryota; Fungi; Ascomycota; Sordariomycetes; Hypocreales; Cordycipitaceae.